UGUCUGGGUCUGGGUCUGGAUGACGGUAUGGGGCGGCGUCUCCACAGCUUCCCCCUGAGCGCCGGCCUGUACGGUGACCUGCCCCCCACGGCCCACGAGGCCCACGAGGCCCACGAGGCAGGGGGCUCGGGUAACGCGGCUGCCCAGGGAGCAUCCACCAUCCUGGGGGGCCUCCCGUUGCCCUUCCCCAACCCCGCCCCCGAGGUGGACCUCUCCUCCUCCCCCACCACCACCACCCCACAGGCCCCCGCGGUGCUGAAGACCGCCCCCGGACCCACAGCGACCGCCCCCUACACCACGGGAGCAGAGGCCCUCAACGAGCCGCGCAAGAAGAAAUACGCCAAGGAGGCGUGGCCUGGGAAGAAGCCGACGCCCUCUCUACUCAUCUGAUUGGCUGGGAUCGUGUGUGUGCGUGCGUG
Messenger RNA from Engraulis encrasicolus (European anchovy), 419 nucleotides. RefSeq names its product nuclear inhibitor of protein phosphatase 1-like. The transcript has a single exon. NCBI's taxonomy places the organism in Eukaryota, Metazoa, Chordata, Actinopteri, Clupeiformes, Engraulidae. The record is from RefSeq and is a predicted model, not a curated record. The annotation marks the transcript as partial.